GGACUGAAGAACAGCUUCGUUUGGAAAGGCAGCAUGGACAUUUCAUUAUAGAAUUGUAAAAUUAAGAUUGUUCGGAUCCACUGAACAAAGAGGUCGCACAAAACAAGAGACGUUUAAGAAGCGUAUUACUGCGGAACUGAUUUGCACUGAGGUUGUGUUUAGGUCGGACUCUUUUUGUUGUUGUACCGUGCGUACAAUUCAGGACAAACCCGGAAGUGUAAAAAGGACGGGUUAGGAAGGAAGGGAGUUAAAGUAUUUUGAUGCUAAAAUGUACUCAAGUGUACAUUUAACGCAGAAUUUAAUUUAACAUAAGAGCAAUUUAGAAAAAAAAAGAACGGUGAGGUAGAUAUUUCCGAUCCCCAGUCAAAGCAGCUUCAACUUCCUGUUCCGGGUCAGUGCAGUUCUGUUUUGUUCUAAAACGGCGUGUGAUUGAUUAUCGGAUUUGUAAAGCUGUUUCAAGAGCCGAAAUGCAGCGACCACACUUCCGAGCUCCGCAUCCAGCGGCUGGCUCGAGAGGCGGAGGAUUUCGGACCCCUCCGCCCGGUUUGGACAGGGCAGGGGGCGGCAGGUUUCCCUCGCCGCCCUGGACUUUCUCAAACGGGCCGUAUGGACCCAGAUUCGGGUCGUAUGGCGGCUCUCCGGGGGGACACACCCCGCCCAGAGAGUUUAGCGGUACUCGAGGCGGUGGUAACGGGACAUAUAGUGGAAAAUCCCCGGGACACACACCGCGCAGAUCGAACGGUAGUCCUUCUUACAGACACUCGCCUUAUCAGAGUCCCGGAGCGCACAGCGGAUAUCAGGGUUCUCCGCGGACGUCCACGCCACACGGCAGGGAGAGAGGCUCAGACGAUAUCGAGAAAUAUUACAAACCGUCCAUGCUUCAGGACCCGUGGGCUGACCUCCAGCCUGUUUCCGUGACCCAGAUCAAGUCCAAAUGCAGCUCCCAGCAGCAGACCACACACACAGGCAGGACAGGGAGGUACUACAACAAAAACUCAACCGCUUAAAACGGACUUUUCCCUUUGUUUUUUUUUUUUUUUAAAUUAAAUAUAGAAUUCUAUUUCACUGGCCAACUCUGCAAACUGUUCAAGAGUUUGGACACAAAACCCUGGACUUGGACACACCAGCAGCAAUAACACUUCCAAUCCUCACUGUUUACAGCAUUUUCUUUUAUGUUUUAUAUCCUGGAUAUCUAUAUACUAUUGUAAUUUUUUUAUACAUUUGAUUUUGAGUAUAGGAUCCUGACAGGUGCAUACACACUAGCGCACAUAAUAAACCAGAUUUAUUAUUAGAUUCCCAUGGUAGUGUUAAACACUCAAAUGUCUUAUCAGGAAAACACACCAAGCAAACUGGAUCCCAUCUGAGCUUCCUCAUUCGGGAAUUAUUUGGGGAAUAAUGUAUUAAUAUUGAAAUAAUUUACUCCAGAUAAGUAAUUGUUGCAUUGCUGUGUGUGAACAGCAUGAAGAGGUUUAAUCCACCUCUGAGCUGAUGCUGUUACCAAACUCAACCAGCACAAACUUUUCUAGGUGUUUUAUUCUCAUUCUGUAUGUGCUGUAAAAUUCCUGGCUUUUUUUUCUCCCUUCCAGACCUGUUGUGUCUUCAAAAAAAAGUUUGCAGUGUAUUAGUUUUUAACAUUCUCAGGAUUUUCUAAAUUUUUAGGUACCUCAUCGAGUUACUCUUUAACUCGGCUUUGAAAUGAGUUUAUUUGAAGAAACACUGUAUUUAAACCCUUUGUUAAUGUUUUUCUUUCGAUAUCAGUCAUUUACUGACUCAGUAAACUUGGACUUUGAGGUGUCUUUGUGCUCGACAGUCAAAUAAGCAGACUGUCCAAGUUUUAUAUCUUUAAUGUUUUAAAGUAAAGUUCUUUAUGCAUUUACUUCCAUCAUAUCAAAUAUAAUCAAUUAUUUCAGUAAUGCAAAACAUCUGACUUUUUUUUUUUAAAGCUGUUUUAACAGGAGUAUUGAUGCAUCCAAGCUGCUAUUAUAGAAAAUCACCUUAAACAAUAACAUGUUAACACGGAGUGGAAUUUUCAGAGUUGUCAGAGACACAAGAACAACACCAGCCACAGAGUAUUAUAAUAAAAUCUCUUGUAUUCUCA
This is a messenger RNA of Neoarius graeffei (lesser salmon catfish), 2098 nucleotides long. It is a transcript of the gene mplkip, whose product is annotated as M-phase specific PLK1 interacting protein. The coding region runs from base 468 to 1007 and encodes 179 amino acids. The transcript is spliced from 2 exons. Gene Ontology annotation, cellular component: midbody; centrosome; nucleus. The record is from RefSeq and is a predicted model, not a curated record. Lineage: Eukaryota; Metazoa; Chordata; Actinopteri; Siluriformes; Ariidae.